Molecule: messenger RNA, 2798 nt
Organism: Harmonia axyridis
Lineage: Eukaryota; Metazoa; Arthropoda; Insecta; Coleoptera; Coccinellidae
Product: capon-like protein
Exons: 10
Coding region: 643-2730 (695 amino acids)
Molecular function (GO): nitric-oxide synthase binding
Source: RefSeq, a predicted model, not a curated record
CGGCUGCGGCAGCAGUCUGUCGUCGGCGCUGGUUGCUUCGAUCGCGCUAUUCAAAAACGGCGGGCAAAGACAGUUUGGCAUUCCAACUUGCGCUGCCAAAACAACGAGGUUUUAUUUCUGUUCGAACACAUGUCUGACACGCCACUUUCCUAUUUGUAAACACUCUCGAUCGUCGUUGCUAUUGUCUUUCUUUCCUGCACAGGACUAUCGUUAGUAUUUUGAAUUUAACGGAAACUUCUUCGGCGUUGGUGCCCAUCGGCAGUUACAGUGAAGAGUUCCAAGACGGUAAUGAGCAGUUGUUGAUUGGAAGCAGAAGCGCUUGAUUAUGUUCGAAAAUAGGCCGAGCUGGUGAAUCAUGCCUGCCGCUGUUGGGUAGAUGACAAAUGCACAAAGACUAGGUGAAAUACCAUGGGGCACGGACUUCCAUGAAAACAACCAUCGCGUGGAUAUCGAUAUUAGUCGAUUACUGAUCGCGUUUAGUGUAUGUGCUCAUUGCUGUCUAAUCUGUGUUAUAAGUUAGCUCAAUUCUUCCGGUACUUCGAGUGUUUACCUGUCAGUAUUAGAAACUGUGAUCCUAUCAGUAUUUCGUUGAUGUUGUACGUUUUUGUGAUGAUGUGAAGUGUUCUUCUGGUGGUGAUUAAGAUGCCAUCCAAGAAGCAGUACGACUUGGUGCAGAAUGACGAUUAUGAUACAAGAAUCCCUCUACACUCCGAGGAAGCCUUCCACCAUGGAAUUACAUUCACAGCUAAGUUCAUCGGAAGCUUGGACGUGCCCAGACCAACAAGUAGGGUGGAAAUUGUCGCAGCCAUGCGGCGAAUUAGGUACGAAUUCAAAGCGAAAGGCAUCAAAAAGAAGAAGGUGACAAUAGAAAUUUCUAUUGAUGGCGUAAAAGUAACUCUCAGGAAAAAGAAGAAGCGGAAACAGUGGCAGGACGACGGUAAAACCACCCUGCUCUCCCACCCCAUCUACAGGAUCUUCUACGUGUCGCACGAUUCCCAGGACAUGAAGAUCUUCAGCUAUAUAGCGAGGGAGGGAUCUUCCAAUGUGUUUAAAUGUGCUGUGUUCAAGAGUAGUAAAAAGAGUCAAGCCAUGAGGGUGGUGAGGACUGUUGGUCAAGCUUUCGAAGUGUGCCAUAAAUUAUCGAUAACUGCCCCAGAAAAUGAUAAUCUGGAUCAAGAAGAACAAGAAACACUCACCCAGGAUUUGCUGAGCGAUCGACUUAGUGACCUGAAUUCUGAGAAAGGUAAAAAAGAUGUUCCUUCCGAGACUGACAUAGAAGGAUUAUCUCUACCUGGUUUUGAAGAUUUCAACUCAAAAGAAAUACAUGAACCGAGGACCCCUAAACAACCGAUUCCCAAACAGAUAGAUAUGUUACCUACAUUUACAACGUCUAGUAUCAAUAAAAAUUCAUAUAUGAACACGGAGACUUACUCAGCACCACAUAGUGACGUACUCACGACGGAAAGUGCAGUAUUCACCAGCUCACUACCCUCUGCUGGAAGCACACUUUCUUCACAUCACGAAAUACAACUGUUGAGAGAACAAUUGGAGCAACAAAGCCAACAGACUCAGGCAGCGAUGGCUCAGUUACAGCUGGCGAAAGAGCAACUUGCUGCUGAGCAAGCUGCUAGAAUGGAGGCCCAGAGCAGAACUCACCAACUCCUAGUACACAACAGGGAACUCCUCGACCACAUUGCUGCUUUGGUGUCUCAUUUACAAGGUGGAAGUGAUAAAUCUACCGGAGUUACGAGUCAGCAGCAGAAUUCUCCUCAUGUAACGUUACCACAGCAGCAUCAGCAAUCAUCCGGCAUGUCGAUGAACUACAUGUCGGAUCUGAGCGAGGCAUCGCUGGACAACAGUUUACAUCAAGCUCUCGGAGUGAACCCUCAAGAUUUCUACGAGAACCGAUCAGUUACUUCAUGUCUACCUCCCUCACCUCUAAGUGCUCUCAAUCCCGCAGGCAGUGUCUUCAAUUUUCCGUACAAUCAGCAGGCAAACCUAGAAGCUCAAUUGCUGCAGAGGUUGCAAGCUUUGAGCGGAUACACGCCGCCAACUUCCUAUCCAUUCAAUUUCAAUCCAGCUAUGCCUUACUUCCAACCCCCUUAUUAUCCCUCCUCCAAUAUGUUGAAUAACAAUUACAACAUACCAACGCCUCCUCAAAAUUUUUCAACUCCUUUAAUAAGCAAUCGGAACUCUUUCACAGAGAGUAGAUUGCCUGGCUUGAGGCACAGCAGUGAACCUAGACAAAUUCCUUACCAGUACCACCAAACUAACACCCUUCCAUUCACUAAAUCAAACGCUUCAAUCCAGUUGCAAAACUAUGCCCAAUCUAUGAGUAACAAUCUUGAUAGACAAACCAAUCAGCAAACCCAACAAAGUCCCCAAAUCCCUACCCAAAGCACCAGAAAUUCACCCUUACGGAGUGAGACACAGAGAAGCGACCACUUCAAACCCAGCAACUUGAUCAAGCCACUGUCCCAAGUGGGUACUCUAACCACCACUGACUCUGAGGGGAAAGUUAGAGUGAUAGUUCCUGUGCCAUCGACUAAUAGCAACAGUAUUAAGAAUGAUAAGGAGACAGAAGGUCUUCUGGCCAAUUUGAGGUUGACUGACGACUUCAGGAUGAACGGACCUCCUAUCCAGAGGAGUACCAGUGAGAAGGUACCGAAUAGAAGCGAGUUGAUGCAGCAAGUGCAUCGGUCCAUGUGGGCAAGACAUACUACCAAGUGAAUCUGAAUAUAUUAGUGUUAUAUUUUUUGUUACCGUAUUCGUCAUCUAAUAAAUCUAAAUGUUACCUA